GGGAUGAAUUAGGUAGCCGUGGACGGUCGGCUCGUGGCAUUCAGCCCUGCAGCUGGGGGAAGGAAGGAGAGGGAGAGGGUGAGCUGCUGCAGAAUAACAGAAAACACUGGAUGGUGAGGCUAUGAAAGGCUCCAGUAGAUAGAUAGAUUAUUAGGUACGGGUAUUGAAUACACCAGAGUAGUAGUAGCAUUCUAGCUGUAACCAGGCUACCUCCUCUCCUCUUCAACGGUACCACAUUACAUACCGAGAGAGAAGAUGGGUUAUGUCUGUGACGCUGCCUGGACACAAUCCGGGAACAGACCUGGAGACGCUGCCGCACUGCCUCACAGCUUUUUUUAGAUGGCUCACACAUCUGGCACUCGGAAAACAGGUGUCAGGGAAGUGUCGUCACGAACCCCGGAAGCCGGAGGUGUGAGACGCUUCAGCGGAGAGCAAGAUGGCAGCGAAAUCCGAUGGUCGGGGGGUCAUCCGGGGAUUCGCCCAGCUGCACAACCUGGACGAGGUGGUGGGGACCGGCGAGGGCGACCCGAGGGAAGGCAGCUCCUUCCACAUCUGCCACUGCUGCAACACCUCGUCCUGUUACUGGGGCUGCCGGAGCGCCUGUCUGCAUUACCUCCACGACAAGAGGAGAGGCGGGGGAGGACAAGAGGACGCACGGACGGGGCGGCCUCAGCAGGUGGAGCGCCUCUGGCUGGACUGUCUGUGGAUCAUCUUGGCCCUGUUCGUGUUCUUCUGGGACGUGGGGACGGAUCUGGCGCUGGCCAUCGACUACUACCACAAGCAUGACUACCUCUGGUCCGGACUCACCCUCUUCUUGGUGCUGGUGCCCUCGGUGCUGGUCCAGAUCCUGAGCUUCAGGUGGUUCGUGCAGGAUUACACCGGGGGUGGUCUGGGCUCUGUGGAAGGGCUGAGCAACCGGAGAGCUACGGCAGGGCUGAGUGCACAGGGAAGGGACAGGUGCUGCCUGCUCUCUGUGUGGCUGUGGCAGACCCUCAUACACAUCUUCCAGAUGGGACAAGUAUGGAGGUACAUCCGUACCAUGUAUCUGGGCAUCCAGAGUCAUCGUCGGAAGGAGAACCAGAGGCGGUUCUACUGGGCCAUGAUGUAUGAGUACGCCGACGUCAACAUGCUGCGUCUGCUGGAGACCUUCCUGGAGUCAGCUCCUCAGCUGGUCCUGCAGCUCUGUAUCAUGAUCCAGAGGAACCGGGUCGAGACCCUGCAGUGUAAGAGACAAAGGGGUUCCCCAGGGCUCUGUGUGGGGGUUAUGUAAUAUAUUAUUAUAUUAUAUUAUGAUUCUAUUUUAUUAUAUACAUUAAAUAUUAUCAUAUUAUAUCCGGAGAAACCAGGCCGAGACGCUGCAGAUUUAGAGGGGUUCCCCAUGGAUCCGUAUUGGGACCACUCCGGUUUUGGUUUGACCUCUUCCACCGUUUUUGUAAAAAAAAAAUGUUGUUGGAAUAAGUUAAUUCCUUGUUGAAUAUAUUGAAUCUUAUAUAUCUGUCAUCACAUUUGAUUUUUUGGUAUUUUAGUUUGCUUCAAUUCUCAGUUUGACGCGAAACUUGGAUUUCGAUAUUAACCCCUUGCAAAGUUUUUUUUGAAAAAAUGUUCAAUCAAAAGUGUUUAAUGUGUGAAAAUAGUAUGUGAAUGUUACAACAAAUAACACAUGUUGAGUCUCUGUGAAGGCAACUAUAUCACAGCAGUGUGUUGUGCAGCUCAGUUGACGUAAUGCUGGACCAUUUUUCACAUUGCAGGUGAUAUGAGAGCAUCGACUGUACUGCUGAUGUUCAUGCUGAUGUCUCGAUCAACAUGGACUGUCUUAGGGAAGCAGGACUGGUGUAGUAAACAAGUAUUGCUGAGACUGAGAAUGUCCUAAUAUGGACACCGUAGUAGUGUGAUUCAACCAGCCAUAAUAUAUCUGAAUAUCACACUAUAUUUAGAGUUUAAUUUUGUUCACUUUGUCACUGCACUGUACACGGAUAAGCACAUUUAAAUGUUAUAUUUUAAUAUUUAAUUUCAUAGUUUAGUUUAGCUAAAAUUACGUGAUUCAUUUGAUUGUCCGUUGGUUCAGGUUAUAAAUUAAUUUUAAAGUGUGGAGAUGAAUUAUUCAUUAUGAGUGGAAAACAGUUUGACUGUCCUGCAGACAUUGAUUCCCCAUUUUCCAGCUCUCUCGGCUCCAAACAUUCUUACUGGACUUACUGCCCUGUUACACAGAAAUAGUCACCUUUUAUUCUCUCUCUUUCUCUCUCUCUUUUUCUAUCUACCUUCUGGUGCUC
Messenger RNA from Oncorhynchus kisutch (coho salmon), 2270 nucleotides. RefSeq names its product XK-related protein 6. Gene Ontology annotation, biological process: engulfment of apoptotic cell; apoptotic process involved in development; phosphatidylserine exposure on apoptotic cell surface. Gene Ontology annotation, cellular component: plasma membrane. The record is from RefSeq and is a predicted model, not a curated record. Bases 437 to 1270 code for a protein of 277 amino acids. Lineage: Eukaryota; Metazoa; Chordata; Actinopteri; Salmoniformes; Salmonidae. The transcript is spliced from 2 exons.